AUGCCUCACACCUGUGACAUUUGCGCUGCGGUCAUUGGCCGCAAGUAUGACCUUGAGCACCGACAUGCUCGGAUACAUACUGGUGAAGCUCACUGGCAUGAACAUUUUUGCGCGUACCAUGAUUGUCCACGAAGCACCCAUGGUUUCUCACAGAAGGGUAAUCUAAAUGCCCAUGUCAAUUCUCGGCAUGCACAGGGCGCUGAAAAGCGUUGGUAUACUUGUCGUCGUGAAGGAUGUACCAAGACCUUUGCGGAUGCUUCCGUUCGUAUUAGACAUGAGAAGAAUGCGAGGGCACAUAGCACUCAGUUUGCUCAGUGGUGUGCAACAGAUCAGGCCACUCAUACGACACAAGAGAGCACCGGGGACGCAACGGUGUCGAGGCAAGUCUCAGGACUACAUGCUCAGGGCUACAAAACAGCAGGCUCAAGUAAUAUGCGGCAAGACGUCAAUCCUGGACAGGCAAUGCGCCCACCUUCCUCCAAUCAAGUCGCCCAAGCCCUUUUGCCUCAUUUCCAGGCUUUCCAGUUCGCCACCUCAUCUACUAUUCCAGACAGCUCUGAAGUGGAUGGCUUCGUGCCAGCCCUGCAGCCAGGACCGGGCUUCGACAGACGAAGCUCUUCAGUAACGACCUUCCAGUCAUCUACACUAGUCUUGCCAUAUGGCCAAGACCUACCGUCACGAACUCAAGCAGCUAUAAAGCCUGAUCCUGAAGAAGAAUACUUGUAUCCUCAAACUCAGACAGGCACUAGUGUUACGUAUGAAUCACCUUUUACUGGGGACUCAGACAUCAACAUCAACCAAUGGUCACCUUCAAGUCCGACUACUAGAGAUGGACUAUCUACUGCUACAAUACGCCAUGACUUGCCAGAGCAGCCACAGUCGCCAAGAGCAGGUCCAGGGCCCAGCUCAUCCUCAAAUCUGGCUUCUAGUUCCUUUGAUUAUCACCAGUGGGAUAGGUACUGA
This is a messenger RNA of Fomitiporia mediterranea MF3/22, 963 nucleotides long. RefSeq lists its product as uncharacterized. Bases 1 to 963 code for a protein of 320 amino acids. The record is from RefSeq and is a predicted model, not a curated record. The transcript has 3 exons. Lineage: Eukaryota; Fungi; Basidiomycota; Agaricomycetes; Hymenochaetales; Hymenochaetaceae.